Molecule: messenger RNA, 1809 nt
Organism: Vigna umbellata (rice bean)
Lineage: Eukaryota; Viridiplantae; Streptophyta; Magnoliopsida; Fabales; Fabaceae
Source: RefSeq, a predicted model, not a curated record
AGAUUUUACAUGAAGAAACUAUAAAAAGAACCGAAGUUGUAUUUCUCCAUUACACUUCAAAGCUUUAAUUUCGUAUUGAACCCAUUAGAUAAAUUAACUUAAUUUUGUGUGUAUAAAAAUACCUUCGAGCAUAAAGGGGGAAAAGUGGGGGCACAGCAUAUGAACUUUCGGAUUUUCAAUACUUUCGGAGAAUAUAGACUAAUUUGUCUCCGAAUUCUGCGACCUGUAGCUUCCACCACUUUUCGUCCUUAUUCUACAGGGAAGAAUCACUUAGAACAGCUGUGAUGGUUGCAAAUGACUAUUUUCCUCCUUUGUUCAGUGUGGCCCCAAUGAUGGACUGGACAGAUCAUCACUAUAGGACUCUUGCACGUCUCUUGUCAAAGCACACUUGGCUCUACACGGAGAUGCUUGCUGCUGAAACAAUUGUUUAUCAAAAGGGAAAUCUGGACAGAUUCUUGGCAUAUUGUCCAGAUCAACAUCCUAUUGUGCUUCAAAUUGGUGGAAGUAAUUUAGAUAAUUUGGCAAAAGCAACUGAACUGGCAAAUGCGUAUUGCUAUGAUGAGAUCAACUUCAAGUUUGUUUAUUUUCUUAUCAGCUUAAUUCAUAAUGUUUCAUUUUUAUAUUACUAUCUGGUAGAUCUGAUUUUUUUAUUUUUGACUUAUGCCAGCUGUGGAUGCCCAAGUCCUAGAGUAGCUGGACGUGGAUGCUUUGGUGCACGUCUUAUGCUUGAUCCAAAGUUUGUUGCAGAGGCUAUUUCAUUGAUUUUUGCCAAUACAAAUGUACCUGUUACUGUUAAAUGUCGAAUUGGUGUGGAUGAUCAUGAUUCCUACAAUGAAUUGUGUGAUUUCAUUUACAAGGUUUCUUCUCUAUCACCUGCCAAGCAUUUCAUAAUUCACUCAAGGAAGGCAUUGCUUAAGGGCCUUAGCCCAGCUGAAAAUCGGAGUAUUCCUCCACUGAAAUAUGAAUACUUUUAUGGCCUCUUACGAGACUUCCCUGACUUAACAUUUACAAUCAAUGGGGGUAUUACUAGUAUUGAUGAGGCCAAUGGAGCUCUAAAGGCCGGGGCCCAUGGUGUUAUGGUUGGACGUGCUGCAUACCAUAACCCUUGGCAUAUUUUGGGACAUGUUGAUUCUGCAAUUUAUGGUGCACCAAGUAGUGAUCUUACACGUCGUCAGGUUCUUGAGGAAUAUCAAGUAUAUGGGGACUCAGUAUUAGGACAAUAUGGACUCGGCCCAACUGUCCGAGAUAUUGUGAAGCCUUUGCUUGGUUUUUUCCAUUCUGAGCCUGGGAAUGGGCUUUGGAAGCGCAAAGCAGAUUCAGCAGUCCAAACUUGCACGACAAUUAAAUCAUUUUUCGAAGAAACCCUUGUAGCAAUUCCUGACUCAGUCUUGGAUUCACCUAUGGCGGAACCACAACAUGGUCGUGGAGAUCUCUUUGCUGACAUACACAACUUGCUACCUCCACCAUACACAACAAGACAAGAGAGUGUCAUAUAAAUAAGUCGAUCUGAUAUCUAGGAUGGAGAAACUUGUGAAAAACAGGGGACUGCAAUUCUGCAAUUCUUUGUGAUUUGAUUUGUUUACUAAUGAUUUUGAUCAAUUAGGUAAUGUGUUAGCGUCAUCACUUUAGAUGAAUGUUGGGUAGUUCAUAUCAACAUGGCAUUAUUUGAGAAAAAAAAAAAGGACUUGGAAAUGUUUUGCAAUUGUUUCAUGUAGCAUCCUCGACUUCUAGGCCAAUAACGCUUGUCGUUGUUUUUUUGAACCUGGAACUCGUAAUUGCUACAUGUAUUAUUCUAAUUUUAAGUUUAAA